AUGCGGUGGAGGAGGAGGGGGCACUGCGACGUCAUCAAGAUCCCCCACUGCCUAGAGAGCAUAACAGUCAGGACCGGCUUGAUCGUUGACUCCAUUCAAUGUUCCUACCUAGAUCAGGAGGGGACUCUUCACACUACAGAUCGAUGGGGCGGUCCAGGUGGAUUCGAGCAUGUUACGAUUAAACUGGGAGCUGGUACAUCUCUCAAGAGAAUGUCAGGAACGUACGCUCCAUUUAGUGACGACGAAACAGUCGUCAUAACGUCACUUACUUUUGGCACCAGUGAUAACGUCAAAUAUGGACCUUUGGGAGCAGGAGGCGGCGUGACCUUCGAUAUUCAUCUGAACGAGGCUAGCAUUGUUGGCUUCUUCGUGCGUGCAGGGUGGUUCAUAGAUGCAAUUGGUGUCUAUGUUCGUAGGUAG
This is a messenger RNA of Panicum virgatum (switchgrass), 420 nucleotides long. Its product is annotated as protein GOS9-like. NCBI's taxonomy places the organism in Eukaryota, Viridiplantae, Streptophyta, Magnoliopsida, Poales, Poaceae. The record is from RefSeq and is a predicted model, not a curated record. The transcript is spliced from 2 exons. The coding region runs from base 1 to 420 and encodes 139 amino acids. Gene Ontology annotation, molecular function: carbohydrate binding.